AAAGGUCUUAUCUACCUACCAUCCGUAAGGGGUGGGGCCCUCUCCUGGUCCUUGGUGAGAAGAAGCCUGCGUUGAACACGUUAUCCGACAUGGAGCCAAAUUCAUCGCCCGUUGAGUCCUCCCGUGGGAAAACAGAUACGGCACACGGCAAAUUAUUUACAGCGUUUCUGGAUCGCAAUUUCGCCUCGAACGCGCAGAGCAGUCCCGAGGGUAAGAAUGCGACAUCCGCUUUGCGACGCGCCCACACGGUGGCCCAGGGAAGGAACGUGGGAGAGAAAGCAAAAGUAGGCUCGAGGACAGCAAGGGAGAGAAUAGCAACCUCGUUUCUACGUGUAAAGGACAGCCACGAAUUGCUUCGGAAGCGUUCCUCCAAGCGACUCGACGCCCCAUCACCUCCACGUGAUACACCUGCAGGAGCGAGAGAACCGAACCAUUUCACGGUUGCAAAUGUUGGCCAGAAUGGAAAGAUUUUCCUGAGGCCGAUUCGCAACCCGUCUCUUAAGGAAUCUUGUCCGCAGCCCUUCGCUCCACCCGCCGACCAAUCUAAAGGUGAGCACAUCCAUUCGCGCCGACGUGAUGGUCUUGGGGUGGACGAGCCUUCUCGAUGGUCCAACUCGCAGCUCUCUGAGUUGCGCCCGGAACUCAUACCUGAAGAAACUUGCGACGGCGAUCACUCGAUCAAAACCGAAUCGACGCAAUCUGCGCAGUAUCCAUCUCUCCGUCACCCGCGCCUGAGAGCACACUCUUUUUCAACAAUAUCAGAACAGGGAUCAACCUUUCGUGCAGGAGCCAACGGGGAAUUCCGCAUCUUCAUUGAUCGAUCGGACGACCGACCUAAGUCUGCAGAUGGGUCUUUACGCCCAACUCUGGGAACCUCGAUUCCUCAUUACAGCGUGGACUUUCCCCAUUAUAGUGCUCAAGGAAGCACCCCUCUAUAUAGGUCCAUCUACUCGAGAACCUCAUUGUCUGACAAUUUUCUCUCCGCGCGCAUCUUGAGUGAAGACUUAAGCACGGGCCCUAUUUCUGAUGUUUAUCUCGGCCAACCAGACAGGCCGUCAUUUGCUGCCUCGAUGUUCUCAGGAACGCCUGCCAUAGAGCUCACGCGAGGCUCUACUGCCACCGAUAAACCUGUUCUGUACGAGCUAAAGGGGCCUAUUGAACCAUCCAUUUUUGAAAAGCUGGCUCUAGAGAUGGACAAUGACAGAGUAGUUCGGUAUGCCCCUGGUACCAAGGAUAUCAGCGCUGCUACUCCAGCGCGCAUCGUGGCGCAGAUAUCAUCCGAAUCUUUUAUGGAUUAUGAAUUGGUUUCCGAUUUCUUUCUCACCUUCCGGUCCUAUCUCUCCACCGACACUCUCCUUGCCCUUCUGCUCGCGCGAUUACAAUGGGCGAUCAAUCGCCUGCAAGACGAUGGGAGAAUCAUCCGUAUUCGCACAUUUGCAGCUCUCCGUCAUUGGAUAUUGAAUUACUUUGUUGAUGACUUUAUUCCGAACUAUGGCCUUCGAACUCGCUUCUGUGAGACAAUCAAUCGUAUGUAUGAUAAUGUCAAAGCCCGAGAAGGUGGCGGUACGAGCGAUCUAAAAAUCCUCAUCGAUCUCAAACGAUGCUGGUAUGGGAGAUGUUCUGUCUACUGGGAUUUUCAGGACCAACACAUCGCAUACCAUACCCCAGAUUACCCUAUUGUGCCAGGUGGUGAUGAGCAGCCAGCGACAGGGUGUGGUGAGAGCCACCUUAGGAGGGUCCGUACCAUAAGCACCCAGGAGGGCGACCGUCGAGCUCGGCCACCACAUGUGCGGAAUGAUUCCUCAGCCACAGCAAAGAGUAUGCCGGUCUCAGUGGACAGUGACGGGAGCGUUCACGUAACUUCCUGUUCGCUACCUCCUAAAUCUCCCAAACGCCUCUCUAUGUCCAUCAUCGACACCAAAGCUCCUCACCCAGUACCCCUUGUGCCUCUAAAACCAGUGGGUUCGCUGCAGGAACCCCUUACUUCUUCUCCAGUCACUUCAAAGCGUAUUCCAUUCCAUAGCCAUGCGCAUAAACGAAGUGGUAGCUUCUCUGACUCUGCGCGAGACGGCAGAGCGCCACCAUCCUUGCUCAAGCUUGAUAUUCAAGGCUCCGUUUCUACCCAGGAAGCACUGAACCUUGGUAGUUUAAUACGCGGUGAGCUUUAUGCUCCAGUCGAGUCAUAUAUGACAAUGAUGGCGCCGCCAUCUCCCCCUCUACCAGCGUCUUCUGGUACCGACCAACGCAGCCAGCCAGAAGAUAUGUCCAAGCCUGCUGCAUCAGGUUCUGGCGUUAAAACAAUUAUAGGGUCGAUACGCCGCGCACUAAAUAGUAGGAACGGGGGCCAAAGCACCUCUUUGCGCAACACGAAUGGGCCUUUCGCUCCUGCAACACAAGGGAAAACGUCAGCUCUGCCAACAAAUAUCGCCUUUGGCUCUGAUUCUUACCGCGACAGAAUAACAGCGACGGCGGCCAAGAAACCGACGAGAAUUGACGUCCUGUGUGAUAAAUCGUUGCAACAGUAUCACCGCACUCUCGCGGGAUAUGCCGAUACUAAAGAAGGUAGCCCGGCCCAGGAGGUGGACACUUCACGGGUUAGACAAUCCUGGCUCGCACCUGGUUCAGAUAUCGAAGAAGCGGAUAGUAGGGUUUUGCUGCCCGAUCGAGGACGGUUCAAAAGCCAGUUAACGGGGGGGAGUAAAUCCAUUGUCAUCGUUGAUGAUACUGGCUUAAGAGGCCCCGUCAUGUCAGGGGCAAUCGGUCUCGAGCAACCUCCUGGCUUUCUGAACAGGGAGAAUCUACCCACUACCCCAAGAGCUGGUUCCUUCUAUCCUCAAUCUCAAAGAACAACCCUUGCCGGUGGUGAAUACUCGUUGCCAAUAUAUUUUGACGACACAGAUUCGAGAUCACUGGGCAGAGACUCUCAGUUUUUGCGCCCACCUCGCCUCUUUGCAUCACAAAGGUCCAGUUCUGUAGGACGUGGGUCAUCUUCAUGGAAGAGGACCUCACCAUCCCUUCGUCUUCGUAAGUAUGCUUCCUUUCAGAGCGGAAUCUCUAGGCAGCGCCUGGCAGUGGUUGCGGAGCCAGAUCUUUCAACCAUGGACCGAAGCUCCCAAGGAACCUUUGACAAGCCGGCUGGCCCAACACUUCGCAGACGCCCUGGUGGAGAUCUACGUCAAAUGCGAGAUGGUCUUGGCAGUCCAUUGCGAUCAGGACCUGCUUCAUUUAUAUCUAGUACCACCUGCCGUAGCUCUACCGCUGACAGCACGGUCACGGAUGCUUAUUCGAGACCUCAAACUCAUCUGAUUCCCCCUAACCCGCGCUUUUCACUUCUACAAACGCACUCAUCACAGAACUUAAGACGUUCGUUCGAGGCCGCCAUUGCGCAAUUUGCACAAAUCCCUGACGAUGACGACGGCGGUGUCGAGUCAGCGUUGAUGAAGCUUGAAGGCAAAUGGCAAGGAACAUCCGCCGACAUUGGCGCCGGGCCAUCCGAAUCACCGCAUAACGCCCAGGUCCAAGGUAGCAUGCGCGAACAGGAGUUGCUCUGCCACUCUCGCGCAGUUCAAAACGUUCGCAGGGGCUUGGAUCCGGGUGUCCAUAGACGUCAAAACUUUGUCAGUGAAAAUUUGACUUAUUCUCACUUUCGAGGAAUGAGUGUUCCUCGCAGGCCGUAUUCCGAGUCUCUUGCAGAGUCCGAAGACUCGUACAGCUCUAUACCUCUUUUGGAGCGUGGGCUGAGCGACGAGUCAAUGAAGAAGCCAGCCCUGAGCCGGACUAGUUCACGCCAGACUGUACCUGGCCAAAUCCAGCCGAGUGACGCUUCGAGUAAAUACACAUGGGAUACGGAAUCAUCGCACCCCUCCUUCCAUCUCGUGAAGGAAACCGAGAGUAUCAAACGCAUUCCUCGGGGCUCAACGUUCCCAGUGCCUCAGAGUUUCAAUCACCGUCUCUCAGGGCUUUCUGAGGAUUCUACUGACUUGGUUUAUUCCCAAGAGGCCACCGAACAACAACGGCUUUCACUAUAUACAGACAGCGUGGGCCGAUCGUCUCUAGGAAUACCGCGGCAUCCCCUUGCUCAUCCUCCUACCCCUCCAAUGACCAUAGAGCACACCCGAUCUGUAACCUCCUUUGCAUCUCCUUUGAACCCUGCCCUUUUCCAGGCCCCACCCUUGACGCCAGAUCCAUCUCCUAGCAGAAAUAUGGAGUCAGGGCAGUUUCGGGCAAUUGAUACACAACACGUCUCUGGUGAUGUUCUUUCCAGGUCAGAAUGGGACCGUUCCUGCCAGGCUCCCGAACCUGACCACAUACCUUUCAUCCUUUCUUGUGAAUCUCAAAUCCUCGCCCAACAAUUGACGAUAAUUGAAAUGGCUGCACUGAGUGAAAUUGACUGGAGAGACCUUGUUGAUAUGAGAUGGAGUAGUGGCUCUCCCUCCUCUCUGAGCUGGGUGCAAUUUCUCAUGGAAGAAGAACGCCGGGGCAUUGACCUUGUGGUCGGACGAUUUAACCUGAUGGUAAAAUGGGUUCUCUCGGAAAUUGUCCUUACACGCAAUAUCCAUGAGCGAGCUCGCACUAUCACUAAGUUUAUCCAUACUGCUGCGCACGCAAGACGCUUAUGUAACUAUGCGACUAUGCUUCAAAUAGCCAUUGCACUGUCCUCCACCGACUGUUCUCGGCUACAGAAAACUUGGAAUCUUGUGUUACCGGGGGAUAGGGAUCUAUUGAAGGAUAUGGAAGUGCUCAUCCAACCAGUGCGAAAUUUCCAUGACCUCCGUGUCGAAAUGGAAACAGCAAAUGUACAAGAGGGCUGCAUCCCCUUUGUUGGCCUGUAUGUACAUGACCUUACGUAUAACUCCCAGAAACCAGCACAGGUUGCAGCCCAUGACGGAGAGCCAUUGAUCAACUUUGAACGAUACCGUACGACUGCCAAGAUAGUGAAAAGUCUUCUCCGCUUGAUAGAUGCUGGUACCAAGUAUAAUUUCGUGCCGGUGCAUGGUAUUGUCGAGCGUUGUCUUUGGGUUGCAUCGCUCUCGGAAGAGCAAAUCCAAACCUACAGCAAGCAGCUUGAGUAAACGACCACCGUCAUCCAAAAUCUUCACGGCAGAUUCCUUGAUUAGUAUACACGACAUAAUACCCACUGAUAAUACCCCGAACCUUUUGCUUUUGUGCGAUUGAUGUUUGUUAACGAAUUUGAGAUUUGCGAUCAUGAAAUGUAAGCCCAUGUACUAUAUAUCUUUGCAUCGGUCUGUCUGCCUUCCUUUGCUUUUCUUUUAUUUU
Aspergillus alliaceus is the source of this 5277-nucleotide messenger RNA. Its product is annotated as mitotic regulator LTE1. Bases 90 to 5072 code for a protein of 1660 amino acids. Gene Ontology annotation, molecular function: guanyl-nucleotide exchange factor activity. The record is from RefSeq and is a predicted model, not a curated record. Gene Ontology annotation, cellular component: plasma membrane. Gene Ontology annotation, biological process: Ras protein signal transduction; positive regulation of GTPase activity. Lineage: Eukaryota; Fungi; Ascomycota; Eurotiomycetes; Eurotiales; Aspergillaceae. The transcript is spliced from 3 exons.